AUGUCAGGAAAGCAAUUACCUUUAUGGGCACUCACUCCAAAGGAAGAGAAAGAAGCAUACGCCAACUGGAAAAAAAGUGCUUACCAACAUUGUGACGACGAUGUCAAAAACUUUGCCGCCUGUUCUAAAGCUGCUGGGAUCUCAGUGACUUUGAAAUGCAGAGGUUUACACAAUAAGAUGUACGCUUGUAUUGAAAGUUAUCAAACUAAAGAGAAUUUAGAUCUUGAAUAUGACAAGGUCAUUGAAAGAAAGAGACAGAAAAAAGACUGA
Messenger RNA from Saccharomycopsis crataegensis, 270 nucleotides. RefSeq names its product Cmc1p (gene CMC1). The record is from RefSeq and is a predicted model, not a curated record. The transcript is spliced from 2 exons. Bases 1 to 270 code for a protein of 89 amino acids. Lineage: Eukaryota; Fungi; Ascomycota; Saccharomycetes; Ascoideales; Saccharomycopsidaceae.